AUGCCCCAUGGGCAGAAAAAUGAACAGGGCCUGAUUCGAGAAAUGAUUUUAUUCAAGGAAGAAAAGCACAUGACUGAAAUUUCAGAGAACUUGAUUCACUCAAAUAAGGAGACUUCGAUAAUUCCGUCUAUUAUAGCCAUGUCCCAGUUGUUACCAGAUAAUAGAGAUAUUAUUAGUCUAUAUAAAAAUGUAUGUGAUGCGAAAGUAGAUGCUAUUAAAGCUAAUCAAGAAGAAACAUUAUAUCACUUUGCCAAGAAGCCUGAUAUAGAAUUCACCGAUGAUUCUUCUGAUGUUGAUGAAACGAAGGUUGAGAUAUGUAAGAAGAUACUCGAAAAGUACCCUAUAGGACCUGAAAAAUCUUUAUUGGAUGUAAGUAAUGAUCAAGAUCCCGGCUAUGAAUGCCAUUUUGAAGAUACCUACAAUAACAAUGAAAAUGAUUCACAGAGUAAGAAUGCUAAU
This is a messenger RNA of Acaulospora morrowiae, 459 nucleotides long. The record is from the annotation of a GenBank genome assembly. Lineage: Eukaryota; Fungi; Glomeromycota; Glomeromycetes; Diversisporales; Acaulosporaceae.